This is a messenger RNA of Anguilla anguilla (European eel), 2064 nucleotides long. RefSeq names its product complexin-3-like. Gene Ontology annotation, cellular component: terminal bouton; SNARE complex. The transcript has 3 exons. The record is from RefSeq and is a predicted model, not a curated record. Bases 408 to 878 code for a protein of 156 amino acids. Gene Ontology annotation, molecular function: syntaxin binding. Lineage: Eukaryota; Metazoa; Chordata; Actinopteri; Anguilliformes; Anguillidae. Gene Ontology annotation, biological process: neurotransmitter transport; regulation of neurotransmitter secretion; synaptic vesicle exocytosis.
UCCAUGAUGAGUUAAUAUCCUCGGGGCGAGUCACGGGACGCCAAGGAAAGUCAUACAAGGGAACAUUUAAUCCAGCAGCACACAGGAUUGGAUGGAGUAAACCGUGCUGGGCAGAGGAAAAACAGUCAAACCUGUUGACUGGGCUUGUACUGCCCAACGAAGAGGAGCUGUCCUUUACUAUUGGUGCUGAAACAUUCAGCAAACUGGGACGACUGAGACGGGGCUCUACAAAUAAGUUGCUUUUGUGUGUCUACGUGUUGAAUUUAACAUUAGUUUUUCGAUUAGGCUAAUUUGAUCCAUAUCGUGGGAUUUCCGUUAACACAUCUCACUUCUUCAGUACGGCCGGGCAGCCAAUUUGUACUUCUUGAGCACAGUAUUACUAAAGGGGACCGAGAGAACCGCAAAAAAUGGCUUUCAUGGUAAAACACGUGGUAGGGGGACAACUGAAGAACCUGACCGGGGGUUUGGGAGAGGAAAAACCCGAAGCAGAAAAGUCUGAAGCCGCGGCACAAGGAAUGACCCAGGAAGAGUUUGAGCAAUACCAGCAGCAGUUAGUGGAAGAAAAGAUGGAACGUGAUGCCAGUUUUGCUCAGAAAAAAGCAGAACGUGCAACAAUCAGAACACACUUCCGUGAGAAGUACAGGCUACCAAAAAAUGAGCUGGAUGAGACCCAGAUCCAGCAGGCAGGCGAUGAUAUUGAGCUGCCCACAGAGCUGGCCAAGAUGAUCGCUGAGGACAACCAGGAAGAGGAGAAGAAGCAGUCCAUCAUCGGGCAACUGACCAACAUCCAAAACGUGGAUCUGGAUCAGCUGAAGGACAAGGCCCAAUCCACACUGGAGGACCUUAAGCAGUCUGCAGAGAAGUGCACUCUCAUGUGAUUCGAUCACUCCAGGACAAUCAUACCAUAGACUAUCACACACACACAUUCAGUUGUGUACUCAUAAACAGCUUCUGUUUAGAUUCCACAUGAAGAUGAUAAUUAAUAAAUGCAUAUUUACAAAACCAAUAUAUUCCCCCUACUCAUAUAUAUAUAUAUAUAUAUAUAUAUACACACACACACACACACAUGCACAGAUUUUGUUGAGGGGGGAUUUAUUGACAGAUAUGCACUUAGCCAUUUCCCAGUUAAGAUAAAUUAGUAUGUACACUACUGAGCAUUGAUAUUUACGCAUGAACUGGUAGAAUAAGGCUAACUCAGAUCAUCUGGGCACACAGGAAGGGCUUACUACUGAGUCUGAAGGGGUCUAUUACCAUAAGACUAAGUAUCAGUAUCCUCCUAAAGAAAUUAUUGUGAGCCUAGUUAUAAACAUUAAUGGAAUAAUUUGCAACAUAAACUCAUGAUUGAAACUGACAAAUUGAUAAAUAAAUGUAUCUUAAAAGGAAAACUCAUUUCAAAAAUUACUCAUAAUAUAAAUUUUUUAGUCAUGUAAAAUAAAUGAAGAGCUAGCUUAUGCACUGUUGUUGUUGACCCCCCAGGUCUUUAUUCAAUAUCUGGUUGUAGUUUGUAUUUUUAUCCAUGUCUCCAUUGCAGUCCACAGACUACUGACUGCUCCCAUGAUUCUCUGUGGCUCACAGACACCUGACACUCAUAAAUCCCUCCUUUUCAGUGCUACCAUUUUGUGCUGUCACUUUGGUAUUACUUAGCUGUAAUGAAGUUGUCAUGUGUUGAUUUUAAGAGUUUAUUCUUCUGGCUGAGAUUGUUUCUCAUAUUGCUUAAAAUGUGUAAGCACACUUAAAGCGUUGUUGUUUAUCCAUAUCAUUGUAGCUUGUUCAUACAGAGUUCAGUAAAAACAGCGAUUUUGGAUGCAACAGAAGGACACAUAUGUUACAGCCGUCAAGGUAACCGUCUGUAAAUUUGUAAAUACUGUUGUUUGUGUAUUCAUUCUCUGACAGAAGCAGGACUGCGGCUUACAAAAAAAUUUCUCUUUUCCAAUCAUGAUUUCCCAGAGGAAAGUAGCUCUUUUAUCAUUUUGUUCAUUGUUGUGCGGGUAUCCUUUUGUGAUUUUGGCGACACCAAAUAUUUGAUGGACUGAUUAAAAAGCAUUAAAUGAGUUUGAAAAUAUU